AUAAAGUUUAGCAAGUGCUGCUGGCUUCCCAGGCGUACCAAAGAUAUUUUAGAACUCAGCUCAGUGAAGAAGGUACAUUGGUGCGUUUCUCGAACAAUAGCGAUGCACUACUACGUGGCUUUGUCCUUUAUCGGUUUUUGGACCUCCAUCAUAGUGACCGCCAAGCUGGGAACGCCUCCUGGCUCGAACAAGCUACAUCAAGAUGCAACCGACACCUUUGCGGUGAUGGAGAAAUUCGAGCACGUUGUGGCCAUAUCGGACUCGGACAACGAUACCGUAUUCGAAUGCCUCGCAGCACAUCGCACAGAUAUCGAUGUCGAAACACAGACAGCAACAUACAUGUUCGACUUCUUUUCUUCUGGCCUCCACAUCCCAUUCCGCAUAUCCCGAGGUGAGACACUGGGGACAGUCACCUUCACAAUGGGCAUGGAUCCCACACCACUGGAAGGGAUGGUCCAUUUUACGGAUUUCGAAAAUUGUGUCGUGGUGAGCGCCGAAUACUACACAACAGACCAGUGCAUACUCUGGACCCGGAGAGAAUUCAAGGACAAUGUGCCGCAAGACUGCAUCGACCACUUUGUGGACACAUGCGGAGUGAUCGUUCCUGAGCACAGCCGGGACUUGUGCCCCGAUGGAGAGGGUGACUACUAGCUUCAGCAUAGCAGCCUCGUCAUUUGAGCAUGUGUCGGAAUGACGAGUGAAAAAGCAACAACAUAAAGAAAUGGGCGCCUUUUUCCAUUGCCACAGAAUCACGAGAGAUUGAGCUCAAAUGUAUUUCCUGCUCUUCACUCGUGCUAAUAAAAAACUGUGAGAGCCCUCCA
Dermacentor andersoni is the source of this 821-nucleotide messenger RNA. RefSeq lists its product as uncharacterized. Lineage: Eukaryota; Metazoa; Arthropoda; Arachnida; Ixodida; Ixodidae. The record is from RefSeq and is a predicted model, not a curated record.